GGCGCGGCCUUGCGGGCAAACGGAGCACGGAGCGGCCCACGGAGAAGGUUCAAGGUGACUGGAUCUGAGGCAGAAAAGAGGGGGCAGCAUGGCUGAGAAGGAAGGAAACUGGGAAAGACGUUCCAUCCUAAAACCUCCAGUUGUAGGACAUGUGAGCCACCACAAUAUUCACCUAAGUUGGGACCGGGAAGAACAACGGAAAGGUCCACAGGAACAGUGGUUAAAAUUUUCAGUUGAAGAAGAGGAUCCUAAGUUACACAAAUAUGGUCUAAUUUACACGGGAUAUGCUCGACAGCAUGUUGUGGAAGGUCUUAAACCUAGAACAACCUACAGAUUUCGGCUUAAAGUCACAGAUCCAUCAGGAGACUCAGUUUACAGUUCACCUGUUUGUGUAACCACAACAAGUGAACCAAUGAGCGGAGAGCACCUUCACCGUGCUGUAAGUAGGGAUGACAUAGAUGAAGUUCUUAAAAUACUUCGGGGAAGGAAAGUGGUGGUAGAUACACUCAACAAAUUAGGAUUUACAGCUUUGAUGGUUGCUUCACAAAAAGGUUUUGCAAGACUUGCAAAGAUUUUGGUAGAACAUGGUGCAGAUGUAAAUGUGAAGAAUUCCAGUGGAAAAGACAGUUUAAUGAUAGCCUGCUUUGCUGGUCACCUGGACAUUGCUCAGUAUCUUAGAUCCCAAGGCGCUUCUUGGCAAUCCAGAGAUCUUGGGGGAUGUACAGCUAUGCACUGGGCAGUUGAUGGAGGACACUGUGAUGUAAUUGAGUGGAUGAUACAGGAUGGUUGUGAGGUUGAUGCUAAAGAUGCAGGUUUGGAGUGGACUCCGCUGAUAAGGCUGUGUGCAUUGACAGGAAAAACAGAUGUGGCCACACUUUUGAUAGAUGCUGGAGCUGAUGUGAACACCAAGGAUAAGGAUGGCAAGACCCCUUUAAUGGUUGCGGCAUUGAAUAACCAAGAAGAAUUGGUUGCAUUAUUGUUAGAGAGGGGAGCAGAUCCUGAUGUUAAAAAUGAGUUUGGCAAAGGUGCUCUGGAAAUGGCUAGAGGAUUAAACAGACAGAGUGUAGCUUCAGUAAUCGAAGAUAAAAAAAGGAAAAUGAGUAGUAUGGCCAGUCUUGCUCCAUCUGCCAGUACGCAGCUGUCUGAGGCAACUGAAUGAAAUCCGAAUCUUUCCUGCUAGGAAGAUGGUGAGACUGUAUUGAUUCAAUUCUGGUUGUUUCCCUUUUUCCUGUUUGGUUGUUACACAUUCUUGGACACCUUGAUUAAAUGCUAGCUUUGCUUCUUAUUCAAUAUUUUCUUUUGCGUUUAUAUUCACCUGCAUUACUAAGAAAUUUUAUUUUCUCACUACAAUCCGUUUAACAGUGAUUCAGAUAUAUUUUUUUUGCUCUUCUGUUCUUUGCUGUUGUGCAGCUAUUCAAUUUCCCCCCUCUUUAAUGUAUUGUUCAUCGAAACUAAAAUUACAAAAGCUGUGUGAAACUGUGGCAUGAUAACACAAUGAAAAGCGCAAUGUCUGGACACCCUCCCCCCACUAACAUCAAAUGAAUGAUUGUCACAAUACUAUAAGAGCUAUUACUGACACCAAGAGCCAAAUGAGGUAUUAUUUAUAUAAUUCCCCCCCC
This is a messenger RNA of Pogona vitticeps (central bearded dragon), 1619 nucleotides long. RefSeq names its product fibronectin type III and ankyrin repeat domains 1 (gene FANK1). The record is from RefSeq and is a predicted model, not a curated record. Gene Ontology annotation, biological process: regulation of apoptotic process. Gene Ontology annotation, cellular component: nucleus. NCBI's taxonomy places the organism in Eukaryota, Metazoa, Chordata, Lepidosauria, Squamata, Agamidae. Gene Ontology annotation, molecular function: protein binding.